Messenger RNA from Anarrhichthys ocellatus (wolf-eel), 6149 nucleotides. It is a transcript of the gene gjc2, whose product is annotated as gap junction protein gamma 2. The record is from RefSeq and is a predicted model, not a curated record. Gene Ontology annotation, biological process: cell-cell signaling. Lineage: Eukaryota; Metazoa; Chordata; Actinopteri; Perciformes; Anarhichadidae. Gene Ontology annotation, cellular component: connexin complex. The transcript has 2 exons. Bases 4869 to 6125 code for a protein of 418 amino acids. Gene Ontology annotation, molecular function: gap junction channel activity.
GUCUGGAAGGAAGGAGUUGCAGUAAGCAUAUCUCUGGUAGUCCAAAUGACCCUGAUUAGGUCUGCUGCUCCUUUGGGCUUGCCCCAGAUCAGCCUAUGACAUGGCAAGUUAAGACAAGAUAAUGUCAAAGAUUAACACCCUCCAGCUCUGCAAGCAAAGCGUUGUUAUUUUGUUUGUUUGGAUGGGUAGUUGUGUGUUGAAUUUCACUGCCCUGAUGGAAACCUUCAUCAGCGAGUGAGUUUAAAAAUACUAACGGGGAAUAAAACAAUGAAGUAAUACACUUGUGAACUGAAUACAUUUGAAUGAUUCACUUGAGAGUUCAGUUGUAGUGUGUUGUGCCUUGUCAAUUAUACACAUUAUCUUCAGUCUUAAUUAGUGUGCUCUGCUCAUGACCUACUUUAAUAUCAGUGGAACAUGUACACAUACAGUAUUUUUUGUCAACAUUACCAUCACUAGAGUAUUUUUAUUAAGACAAUUGCUCCAUUAAAUCACUUUCUUUUCAAUUAGUUGAUAGCUCGUCAGCAAGAUAACCAAACGUGAUAUGGUAUCAUGUAGCCCGAAGUCAAUCCUGCACUGUGACCACUGGUUUGCAUACUUUUCCAGUGUUGAUAACUUCUCUGUGAAAGACAGGAACCGGCACACAGUUUGCACAAAACUGGGAAAAACUCAUAUCAGAUUGUAAAUUAUUACAGAAAUGUCCAAAGGGUGAGGUAACACCGAUGCAACGCUUUAUUACUUCCUAUGAACAUGAAUGAGGCGUGAUUUAUUUUAGCUCUUGAUGUCAGGUCUCUUUUUGGUAAAUCUUUACGACCAGAAUGAUUGGACUAUGUCAGGGCAGUAAAAUGAAUGGAACAUUCUUCUGGGACCGGAAACAGGCCAAUUCCAAUGGAACAUAAUCUACUUUUCAGCCUCCUGUAUUCAAAUAUUACUUUACAUCAUCAUUUUCUCCAGCGCUUUAAAUAGUUUUCCAGAUGUGUAGUAUAGAAGGAGGAUGAGGUCACCUGUCAUGUUACUGACUGAAUAUCUGCCACUUGUUUUUAUUCCCUUCACACUAUCAGAAAUAUUAACCAAAUAAAUUGUUUGUUUGUAUAAUUGUACAGUAGUGUUGUGGCUCAUUUUGUUUGCUUUGCUCAUGUGGGAGACGCAGAGCCCUGGCUGAGGGAAGUUGUUGGCAUCCACCUCAAGGCUUUUCAUCUCAGUCGCUUCAGUGGAGUCCAGCCUUAGUAAAACUGGCACGGGACGCACUCACCCCGGGGGUAGGAUAGGCUCGGCUGAGAAACUGGGAGAAAAAUGAACAAAUGAGAUGGGACUGCCACCACUCUCAGGCUGCCUAUGGGAUAGCCCCCCACAGCCUGGUAAGAGCAGUUUAAUGAUAGUUGCAGGAGAGAUGGGGGAGAAGAGGAGAGGAGGAGAGGAGGAGUCCAAGCACCAAGUUGCAUGUUUUUUGCUCUGGUGUCUUGUGUCACUCUUUUCUCUGAGGGGAGGGGGGGCAUCCAAGUCACAUGGUGGAGCUUGAUCUGUUACAUAAACACAGACCUCCACAGCCCCCAGUCUGCUCGCAUCAACUUUAUUCAGUAAAUACAUGCGGAGAAAACUCUUGCGAUGACAUUGGUGGCGGCCAAGGAGAGUUGUCGAGAUGUUCACUCCUCCAUGUUGCAUCACUUCAACACUCGGCAACGCUGCAAACCCUCCCAGCUCCCAGUGACCUCUUAAAGGUGAAAUUGUCUGGGAAUAACAAAAUCAUUCCGUGAAAAUUCAAAUUAAGAAAUUAAGAAAUGCAAUUAAUUGAUGAUGUGAUUCAAUACAGCAACCAGCUAUUUUGCUGAUUAUUUUCUCAUCAUUUUUGUCUUUAAAGUAAGUUUGAAUUCUUAUUUAAUUGUUAGAUUGUUUUAAAGGUUGUUCACAUCUCACAGAUGCUACCAUAACUGAAAAAAAGAUCUGCUCUAUUUUACAUUUAACACUAAUUAUAACCACAACCUAAUGAAUAUUAAACAUUCGCAUUUGGCUGUCACAUGAUGCCAGACCUUGUGACAAGAGCAAUGUCAAACGAUGUCUAACAGGGGAAUACUUUGAUAUUUUCCCAGCUCUGGGCAGUCCAAUCAAUAUUUAUCAACAUGAACUACAGUUUCCCAAAGCUAGAAUAGCCUGAAUUGUCAGAGGACAAAAGGACGACACAUAGACAGUCAUUGGUUUGACUGUAUGCAUUUGUGCACAUUUUGUUUUUGUUGGAAGUAACUGUGUGCCAUUCAAAUGUUUUCAUGCAGUUCCAAAGACUAAUUCAUUGUUAAAAAUCUAUUGUUUUCUAAUUCCCUUUUUGACAAAAGUACAGUAUUUUCAAUUAUCACAUAAAUGCUGCUCUCAUCAAAGAACAGUGAAAUUAACUGCCUGAAUUUUAAAGGACAACAAUGGAUUUUAAUAAAGUAAUAAAGUAAUAAAGUAAUAAAAUAUGUUGGUUUCUUUUGUACAUACAGUUCAAGGGGAAACGUUGUUCUGUGAGGUUCUGAGAAGAAACAACAAUGACAAGAGAAUAAGGGUUAUUUAUAGGCCAUGUUACAUUUUUAGAAGUGAGAGUUAUCAAAAUAUAUCAAUUUUAGAUACUAUAUCAUCAAAUAUAACUUUAACUUAACUGUCAAUAAAAACACAUUUUAAAUGUAUACAUAAUUUCUGACCUAUGUAUCAGUAUUGUAAACCCAAGUUCUACCAACUGUUGAGGAAAAUAAACUCUAGUUGACUUUUAGUUGAAUGUUCACAUAACAACCUUCUUAUGGACCAUCUGUGUCUUUUGGACGACGGGAAGAUUUUAGAUGCAGAGGAAUGCACUGCAACUUAAAAACACGUGCGUAUCCGUCCCUUAGGGAUAGCACAUGUCCAAAUCCCAAAUGCUCUACUCAUUCCAGCAGCAUCCCCUGUCUUCUUAUCUUCAGUGCUGCACCAGGGGUGCUCAAUACGCCACAUCUCCUCAGUCAGACGGAGAGGGGGGCCCUGAAGGCGAGGCCUCGGGAGGAUGGCUCCUGCAGGCCCAGAUGGCUGACGCUCCGAGCUUUCUUUCCACCACAAACUACGCAGACAGAAUGAUAUUUAAAAUGCAAAGACUCUUAAUGUGCUUGUAGACCUACUGUCUCACUGCAGUUGUCUUUGCUCUGCCACUAAUAACAGUCUAAUAUCCUUACAAUAUCUUGAGAAACAGGAAAUCAAGAAUUUUUGAUAAUUUAAGGAACCGAGUUGAAAGCGUGAUCUGAUUAAUGGCGGCUUUACUGAUGUUGAGCGUUACUCUUGGCUUUAUAGCUGCAUACGGGUCAUAAUUAAGGGUUAUUGAGGGUCUUGUGAAAGCAACAUUAUAAUAAUAUGUUCCCUGUGACAGUGACCAGACACAUUUCAUUAACGCAAGCCAGACACUAACCCGUUUGUCUGUCCUUUAUUAAAAGAAGUUGACUUUAGAUCCCUUCCCGAACAUCGCAGCAAGGUUCUGGCACUUACAGUAAAGAGAUGGAGAAAUUCCUUUCCGACUUUAAUCCUGCAUGAAUCACCCCCUCAUCUGUACUUUGUCAUUUUAUUUCCCACUUAAAAAAAGAAUGUAAGGAGUGUGCGUGAGUGUGAGAGAGACUUCUGCAUGCAGCCGCUCUUGCCGCCGUGUGAAAAAAUCCACCUCACGCCUCAAGUAACAACGUGUGGUGAUGCUACUGCACCUCCGCAGGCCGUGGUGAAAGCUUGAAAGUAUAAACAUCGAGUCGGAAAAGACGUGUAGCGGGAGUGUAGAGUGCGGCCUGUCCACUGCUCUGUUACCUGGCCAUCUGCCUGGACGGAGGAUCUAAAUAUUAUGACACUUAAUAUGACUGAGCGUACCUGUUGGUUACAUUCUAGCGGAUCUGCACUGAGGCAAGGUGGCUUAUGUCUCGGUGACACUUCUGUCCUCAAACUCCCUGUCUUAGUCUCCCAAGCCUUGUUUCCUCAUAAGGGACACCUACUGUAAACUGUUAUAAUUGACACAUAAUAUCGAGGUUGCUUAUCUGCAUUUGCUGUGGUUGAUGUGUGCAUUUGCUGUGGUUGAUGUGUGCAUUUGAUGUGGUUGAUGUGUGUGUGUACGUGUGUGUGUGUGUGUGAGUCAAGAGAGAAAGAGAGUAAAAGUUGUGGAUGAAUUACCUUUUAGCAUUUUUACAAAUGUGUGUGAAGUGUGCCACGACUCUAUACGUGACCUUCUUUCUCAGAGUGAGCCACUGCUGUUGGAGGACAUGUGGGCAUCAUCCUGCAAGAAGCUGAGAUACAUUGAUGGAGAUGUAAAGAGAGAGAGGGAGAGAGAGAGGGACAGAAAAAGUAAGAAACAGAAAGAGAGAGAGAGAGGGAGAGACCUUCAUCAUCUGUGUUACAAACAUUGCACAUGAGCGUUGGGGGGGAAGGUUGACUGUGCUGCGAUUAACACGCUCCCUCAGCUGGGUGUUCUUUUCAAUCUGCAGUGCCAUAUCCUCAAGUCUGAACCCUUGGAUGAGGGUCAUUCGCCAGAGGAGGAUUUUUUUCUGCCUCUCUGUUUUUUAUACUUCCUUCUUGAGCAGAAGGCUGGUGUAAUAGAAACCAGACACAAGCCAGAAUGUGAGGCAUUCACAGCGGCAAGACCUCACUUCUCCACAGAGUGGGGAAACGGAAUAAAUAGAAAGUGUGGUUUGAAAAGUUCCAUCAUUGUUUUUUUGUAUUUUUGUUUUUGCCAUUCUGGAAGUUAUCAAUAAGACGGAAAAGGCCAGGAACGUUAGGAUGGAAGUAGUAUUCAAUGGAUCAGACUGUGCAGGGGAUAUCUAGAGAAGGCACAGGAGACCUUCAGGAUGGGAAAUGCAUGUGCAACUUUUCAAGAUUCUAGUUGACAAGCUUGUUGGAGCAACAUGAGCUGGAGCUUUCUCACUCGUCUCCUGGAAGAGAUCCACAACCACUCCACCUUUGUGGGGAAAGUGUGGCUGACCGUGCUCAUCAUCUUCCGCAUUGUGCUCACAGCGGUUGGAGGUGAGUCCAUCUACUCGGACGAGCAGACCAAGUUCACCUGCAACACCAAGCAGCCCGGGUGUGACAACGUAUGCUACGAUGCGUUUGCCCCUCUCUCGCAUGUCCGAUUCUGGGUCUUCCAGAUCAUCAUGAUCUCCACUCCCUCUAUCAUGUACAUGGGUUACGCCAUCCACAAGAUAGCCCGAACUACAGAGGUGGCUCGCAGGAAGCACCACAGGCUCCGCAAAAAGCCUCCUCCUCACUCCAGAUGGAGAGAAAGCCACCACAUGGAAGAUGUCUUAGAAGAGGAUGAAGAUGACGACGCUGAGCCCAUGAUCUAUGAGGAUACGCUGGAGGUGCAGGAGGCCAAGCCCGAACCAGUGAGCAGCACUGGCAAAGACCCACCAAAACACGAUGGCCGCCGAAGAAUAUUGCAAGAAGGCCUGAUGAGAAUCUAUGUUCUACAGCUCAUGUCGCGAGCUAUUUUUGAAAUCGCUUUCCUUGUAGGACAGUACCUCCUCUAUGGGUUUCGAGUUAGUCCGUCAUAUGUAUGCAACAGAGUCCCCUGUCCACACAGAGUGGACUGUUUCAUCUCCAGGCCCACAGAGAAAACAAUCUUCCUCCUCAUCAUGUAUGUGGUGAGCUGCCUUUGUCUAGUGCUAAAUUUGUGCGAGAUGCUUCACUUGGGAAUUGGUACUUUUCGGGACACCCUCCGCACGAAGAGGAACCGGGGCGUACGGACGUCCUACAGCUACCCGUUUUCUCGAAACAUCCCAGCCUCUCCUCCAGGUUAUAACCUUGUGAUGAAGACAGACAAACCUAGCAGGAUCCCCAACAGCCUCAUCACCCACGAGCAGAACAUGGCCAACGUGGCCCAGGAGCAGCAGUGCACCAGCCCAGAUGAGAACAUCCCGUCUGAUUUGGCAAGCCUACACCGGCACCUACGGGUGGCCCAGGAACAGCUUGAUAUGGCCUUUCAAACAUAUCAAACCAAAACCAACCAGCAAACAUCCAGAACCAGUAGUCCUGUAUCUGGGGGCACAAUGGCAGAACAAAAUCGAGUGAAUAUGGUCCAAGAGAAACAAGGAGCGAGGCCAAAAUCAGCCACAGAGAAGGCUGCAACCAUUGUAAAAAAUGGAAAGUCCUCUGUCUGGAUCUAGAGAUUAAUCUAAUUUAGUAAAUUA